Molecule: messenger RNA, 1344 nt
Organism: Cydia splendana
Lineage: Eukaryota; Metazoa; Arthropoda; Insecta; Lepidoptera; Tortricidae
Gene: VATPc
Product: V-type proton ATPase 16 kDa proteolipid subunit c
Exons: 3
Coding region: 161-634 (157 amino acids)
Biological process (GO): proton transmembrane transport
Cellular component (GO): proton-transporting V-type ATPase, V0 domain; membrane
Molecular function (GO): proton-transporting ATPase activity, rotational mechanism
Source: RefSeq, a predicted model, not a curated record
UCGAACACUGCCUUGAACAUCAAUCGUCAUAUGACCCAUUCUAUCGAGUCUGUAAGGCUUGGGCCAUAUUUGUCUGUGCUAAAGUAGUUCCGUGGAGUGAGUGUGUGCAGAUAGUCAUCACAGUUUUUGGGACCUGUAAAUACUCCCACACUAAUCCAAAAUGUCGGCUGAAAGUCCCAUCUAUGGACCCUUCUUUGGAGUUAUGGGGGCGGCGUCCGCUAUCAUCUUUAGCGCGCUGGGAGCUGCCUAUGGCACAGCCAAGUCAGGAACUGGUAUUGCCGCCAUGUCGGUGAUGAGGCCAGAGCUCAUCAUGAAGUCCAUCAUUCCUGUUGUCAUGGCGGGUAUCAUUGCCAUCUACGGGUUGGUGGUAGCUGUGCUCAUCGCUGGCUCCCUGGAGGCACCCUCAAUGGGUUACACCCUCUACAAAGGGUUCAUCCACCUCGGCGCCGGCCUGGCUGUCGGUUUCUCGGGUCUGGCGGCCGGCUUCGCCAUCGGCAUCGUCGGUGACGCAGGUGUCCGCGGUACAGCGCAACAACCCAGAUUAUUCGUCGGCAUGAUCCUGAUCCUCAUUUUCGCCGAAGUGUUGGGUCUAUACGGUCUCAUCGUGGCCAUCUACCUCUACACGAAACAGUAAAUCUGCACCCUCGUCUCCCGUCGCCCGUGCUUCUCGGCCCUAUGCCCUGGUCGCGCAAGUGGUCGUCGCCGGUAGCCGCAUAGAGCCGUGGAGCACUACCUCGGUCCGCAUAGCUCCGGCGGCGCGGCUCGGAUGCUGCGGCCGCGUCGCCUCGAGCCGCGGACUUUUCAGUAUUUUCUAUUCAUAUUUUUUGAAACUAUCUAAAUGUUAAUCAUGGAGCCCCGCUACCGCGCGACGACAAUAUAAUUUUUUUCUUUGCCGGCUCGAUAUAAACAUUUCGGUGACAGGAGAAUUUAGUUCCACCACUCGACAUAUCAACUUAUUUGCGCGUUCCUUCCACCGCGAACGGUCCUACCAUCCUAGGGAUAUCACAGUUCCGCUGAGGAUAUCGAGUUUAGAUUAUGUUAGCGUUAAGGCGAAACUAAUGUACAGUUAGAAUAGAAAUUUAAGUCCAAACAAGUUAUCUUAAAAAUAAUUUAUAAACCGUUAACCCCCAUGGUACUGUGUACCGCGUCUGCUGAGAAUGUUAAGGUUAAACCUGGCUCGGAAACUACUUGCUUAGCUUUCAGUGUUAUACUGGGUGUUAUGUAUCCUUAUAUUAUACUGUUGGGCUUAUCAUUGUUAACUCGAGUGACCACUGAAAAUUCAAAAGCGAGUCACAAAUAUUGUAACGCCAGGAAUCAGUAAAUAAACAUGAUUUGUACAUUCCA